Molecule: messenger RNA, 1116 nt
Organism: Gilbertella persicaria
Lineage: Eukaryota; Fungi; Mucoromycota; Mucoromycetes; Mucorales; Choanephoraceae
Product: Pex12 amino terminal region-domain-containing protein
Exons: 5
Coding region: 1-1116 (371 amino acids)
Biological process (GO): protein import into peroxisome matrix; protein monoubiquitination
Cellular component (GO): peroxisomal importomer complex; peroxisomal membrane
Molecular function (GO): zinc ion binding; ubiquitin-protein transferase activity; protein binding
Source: RefSeq, a predicted model, not a curated record
AUGGAGUUUAUGAGUAGUUUAGGCUCACAGGAGGACGCUUAUCGUCCUUCUUUAUUUGAGCUUGUAGCACAAGAGAAACUUAAAGAAUUAUUACAACCUGCUGUUCAAUACGUCUUGGCUAUCUAUGCUCAACGAUACCCGCGUUUAUUACUCAGGAUAGUCAAUAACCACGAAGAAUUCUAUGCUCUCUUGAUGCUGUUGGUAGAAAGACAUUAUCUAAAAGAAUGGGGGGGUUCAUUCGCAGAGAAUUUCUAUGGCUUAAAGCGAGUCGCUUCAUCAACUCAUUUGAAUACACCAUUCAUCCCUCAACAUGGAUCCACACCUCCUCUUACACCCCACCAAAUCAAAACAUCAUUGAUGGUCUUGGUAGGUUUACCUUAUGUCAAAUCUAAACUCGAUAUAUGGUAUCAACAAGUCUCGGGUGGAUCUAUUCUUGGAAAUGAACAGGAGGAACGAGAUAUAGAAGAACUAGAGAGCCCAGAGACACCAUUAUCCAGAAAAUGGAUGAUUCGCCUUAAGCGACUAUUUAAACGAGUGUAUCCUAUGCUUCAUUUCUUGUAUUAUGGAUCAGGACUAGUAUACAAUAUGGGCUAUUUGUUUGGCAAGACGCGUUACUAUACGCCUUGGUUGCAUUGGAUUGGAUUAGAAGUAAAGCGUAUGAGCAUGCAUGAUUAUCGCGCUUACUAUGACAAGACAGCUGGAACUAGUCUACCAAAGCCAUCCAUCAAGCACCCACUCCGCCUUGUUUCAACUGUGUUCAGUAAACUAAUAGAAUUCCUCAAGGUACUUUUGCCUAUGUCUAUUUUUUUCUUCAAGUUUUUAGAAUGGUGGUAUUCUUCUGAAUUCUCUCGGAACAAUACUAUACAAGACAAUGACAUGAUCCCACCUCCUCAAAAGACAAAGCCUGAUCCAAGAGGUACACCCUUACCUUCAAGCCCCAAUACAUGUCCAUUAUGUUCAACAAAACCCAUCAACAACCCAACUGCUUUACCUUCUGGUUAUGUAUUUUGUUAUACCUGUGCUUACCAUUAUAUACAGGAACAAGGAAGAUGUCCUGUCUCUUGGAUCAAGACAGACACAGACCAUCUUACAAAACUAUAUGCUGAUGUCAUGUAA